AUGGCCUCGAUCUGUCGGCCGCCUGCCGAACCCGAGAUGUCACCCACGACCGCCUUCGCUCGGUACAAAGCAUUCCACGCCCAGGAGGAGAACCCCUUCUCCUUCAACAUCUCCUCCGACAAAAAGUUAUCACAGACUUCAACGGAAAAGAUUAUACAACGCCAUGCUGUCGGUCUGCCAGAGGGAAAGCUCGUUCGGAGCGGCGACUAUAUCAGUAUCUCUCCUGCGCGCCUCAUGUCUCACGACAACAGCGCAGCUAUCAUCCUCAAGUUCCUAUCUAUUGGGGCUUCCAAAAUUCGAGACCCUAGACAGGUCAUCAUGACCCUGGACCAUGAUGUCCAGAACAAGAGCGAAACGAACUUGAAGAAAUAUCAACGAAUCCAACAGUUUGCUACGGAACAAGGUAUUCAGAACUACCCUGCUGGACGCGGCAUUGGCCAUCAGAUCAUGGUCGAAGAGGGUCACGCUUGGCCAGGUACCCUUACGAUGGCAUCUGACAGCCAUUCCAACAUGUACGGUGGCAUAGGUUGUCUAGGGAUAGCGGUGGUCCGUACAGAUGCAGCAAGCAUAUGGGCCACUGGAAAGACAUGGUUCCAGGUCCCUCCUGUUGCAAAGGUUACCUUGACAGGAAUCUUACCUCCAGGCGUGACUGGCAAGGAUGUCAUUGUUGCACUCUGCGGCCUGUUCAACCAGGACGAAGUGUUGAAUCACGCCAUUGAAUUUGCUGGCUCUCAGGAGACUAUGGCCAGCAUACCGGUUGAUGACCGUCUAGCUAUUGCUAACAUGACUACGGAAUGGGGCGCAUUGUCAGGGCUUUUCCCAGUCGACUCAACAUUGGAAAAAUGGCUACGUGCCAAGGCGACAGCCUCCGCAGUAUUGGGUGAUGGUGUUGCUGCAAAUGAGUUCUCACACCAGAGAAUUGACCAACUCAUUCGAGACCGUCCGACAGCUGACCCCGGUGCCUCAUACGCCAAGUCGCUAUACCUAAAUUUGUCGACGCUGUCUCCUUUCGUUUCUGGGCCAAAUGCGGUCAAGAUUGCAACUCCUCUCCGCGAUUUGGAGGCCAAGGACAUCAAGAUUGACAAAGCAUACCUUGUCAGCUGCACCAACGGGAGAGCAUCAGAUCUGCGAGCCGCAGCAAGAGUGUUCCGUGAGGCGUCUGACAAGGGCAUCGAACCCAAAGUAGCGCCUGGUGUAGAUUUUUACAUCGCAGCGGCCUCUCUGCCUGAACAACAGGCGGCAGAAGAGACUGGGGACUGGCAAGUACUUCUAAAGGCUGGCGCCCAGCCGCUUCCUUCUGGCUGCGGACCUUGCAUCGGCCUGGGCACGGGCCUGCUUCAGCCGCACGAGGUGGGAAUCUCGGCAAGUAACCGAAAUUUCAAGGGACGCAUGGGCUCGCCCGAUGCUAAGGCCUAUCUAGCAAGCCCUGAAGUUGUCGCAGCUAGCGCUCUACAUGGCAAGAUCGCUGGCCCUGGCUGGUACCAAAAGCCGGAGGGGGUGGAAAAGCCCAUCAUUGGAGAGGGUACCGGUCAGUUCGAGCAUGACAAAGUAUUGAGUAUAGAAGAUGCUUUGGAGAAGCUCAUUGCCGAAGCUGACAGCUUGAUCUCGGGGGCUGAGCAAAACGAGGCGGGUGUCGAGAUCUCCGAAGAGGAGGAGACCAUGACUGACAUUCUGCCUGGCUUCCCCGAAACGAUAGAGGGGGAGCUUGUGUUUUGCGAUGCUGACAAUAUCAACACGGAUGGCAUCUACCCGGGGAAGUAUACGUACCAAGAGAGCAUCACCGUCGAGAAGAUGGCCGAGGUGGUUAUGGAGAAUUACGACCGAAACUUCGGCGACAUCGCCAAGGCAGGCGAUAUCCUGGUGGGCGGGUUCAACUUUGGAUGCGGCAGCUCCCGCGAACAAGCUGCCACGGCAAUCCUGGCCAAGAAGAUUCCCCUUGUUGUCUCCGGCAGCUUCGGGAACAUCUUCAGCCGGAACAGCAUCAAUAACGCUCUGAUGUUCGUGGAGAUACCACGCCUCGUGCAGCGACUACGGGAGACGUUUCAGACUGCCGAGGGGGCAGACAAGGUAUUGACUCGUCGUACGGGGUGGAAGUUCCUAUGGGACUUGAGAAGGAGCAAGGUCACCGUCAUCGAAGGCGAGGGCGGGCAGACCUGGAGUCAAAAGGUUGGUGAGCUACCGCCCAACGUGCAGGAGAUCAUCGCCAGGGGUGGACUUGAAAAGUGGGUGAAGCAGGAGAUUACAUCGGCUUAG
Cryphonectria parasitica EP155 is the source of this 2253-nucleotide messenger RNA. RefSeq names its product homoaconitase. Gene Ontology annotation, molecular function: 4 iron, 4 sulfur cluster binding; homoaconitate hydratase activity. The transcript is spliced from 2 exons. The record is from RefSeq and is a predicted model, not a curated record. Bases 1 to 2253 code for a protein of 750 amino acids. Lineage: Eukaryota; Fungi; Ascomycota; Sordariomycetes; Diaporthales; Cryphonectriaceae. Gene Ontology annotation, biological process: L-lysine biosynthetic process.